Messenger RNA from Electrophorus electricus (electric eel), 3784 nucleotides. RefSeq names its product jumonji domain containing 6, arginine demethylase and lysine hydroxylase (gene jmjd6). Lineage: Eukaryota; Metazoa; Chordata; Actinopteri; Gymnotiformes; Gymnotidae. Gene Ontology annotation, molecular function: histone H4R3 demethylase activity; P-TEFb complex binding. Gene Ontology annotation, biological process: phagocytosis. The record is from RefSeq and is a predicted model, not a curated record. Gene Ontology annotation, cellular component: nucleus; cytoplasm.
GUUGGUGAGCUUGUCGCCUGGUUGUCUUAAGUUCAUUUUGAGUAGUUUCCAUUCUAUACUGUUACUGAAAUAAACACAUUUUGGGGGUUUUGUCUUUAUUAAUCCGAAUUAAUAAAGACUUAAUAAAGAACUACACAGAAACCUGAAUAGCUAUUGCCUUGCUAGCUAACAAAUUACUGAUGCUUUGUACCGUGCUUGAUGGCUAGCUAAAUUUAGAGCUACUAGUAGCGCCACUUUCACGAAGCUAGCCUACUCGGCUAACCACUUUUACUGCAGACUCAACUUGAAACAGCGUAAACACCGUGAGGGAAUGAACCACAAAAGUAAGAAACGAAUCAAAGAAGCGAAACGGAGUGCCAGACCUGAAUUAAAGGAUUCAGUUGACUGGACAAAACAUAACUACAGCGAGACGUUCGAUCUUUCGCUCCGGACAGUGAAGGACAAUGUAGAGAGAGUAGACACCCUGCAUCUGAGCCCCGAAGACUUUGUCCAACGCUUUGAGAAGCCCUAUAAACCUGUCGUCCUGCUCAACUGCCAGGAGUCAUGGCCGGCACGGGAGAAAUGGACCCUAGAGCGCCUAAAGCGCAAGUACCGCAACCAGAAGUUCAAGUGCGGUGAGGACAAUGAUGGCUAUUCAGUGAAGAUGAAGAUGAAGUAUUACGUUGAGUACAUGGAGGCCACUCAGGACGACAGCCCACUCUAUAUCUUUGACAGCAGCUACGGCGAGCAUGCCAAACGCCGCAAACUCCUCGAGGACUAUCAGGUGCCCAUCUUCUUCAGGGACGAUCUCUUUCAGUUUGCCGGGGAGAAGCGCCGGCCGCCAUACAGGUGGUUUGUGAUGGGGCCUGCUCGCUCUGGCACAGGAAUUCACAUCGACCCACUGGGCACGAGUGCGUGGAAUGCCCUGGUUCAGGGGUACAAGCGCUGGUGCCUCUUCCCCACCCACACGCCACGUGAGCUCAUCAAGGUGACCCGAGAGGAGGGUGGCAACCAGCAGGACGAGGCCAUCACCUGGUUCAGCGUGAUCUACCCGCGCACACAGCAAACCACCUGGCCAGCUGAGUUCAGGCCUCUGGAGAUCCUGCAGCGCCCCGGCGAGACAGUCUUUGUUCCUGGUGGCUGGUGGCAUGUCGUCCUCAACUUGGACACCACCAUUGCAGUCACUCAGAACUUCGCCAGUAGCACCAACUUCCCCAUCGUUUGGCACAAGACGGUCCGUGGCCGACCAAAGCUUUCCCGAAAGUGGUACAGAAUUCUCAAGCAGGAGAGGCCUGAUUUAGCUGCUCUGGCAGAUAAAGUAGACCUACAGGAGUCCACGGGCAUUGCUUCGGACAGCUCCAGCGACUCUUCCUCCUCCUCUUCCUCUAGUUCCUCUGAAUCGGACUCAGAGGCAGGAACAGGCUCUGAGGGCGAUGCCAUGGCCCACCGCAGGAAGAAGCGGAGAACCUGUGGGAUGAUGGGAAAUGGUGACAUCACCAGCCAAGAUGACUGUGUGAGCAAAGAGCGUAGCUCCUCACGGUGACAUCCUGCUCCUUGGAGUGCUACCGGAGGGGCUGCAGGUGGCGGAGUCUCCCAAGACAUCUCUCUCUGUGUUUCUCUCUCUCUCUCUCUCUCUCUCUCUCUCUCUCUCUCUCUCUCUCUCUCUCUCUCUCUCUGUCUUUUGCCUCCUCUCUUCUCCUGGUGUCCCUCUGGCUAGUAGAAGUCUGCUGUUGAAGCCUGGCCACUUAGCAAUGUCAACUCUGGUGCGAUGUCUGAAUUUCUGUCACUAAUGUGCUUUUUAGUCAUACAUGAGACAAAAGAAGGAUGGAAUAUCCAAGUUAGUCUUUGCUGGGGCAGGGUUGGCUGUAGUGUGAAUGAGUUGAAGGGAAGAAGAAUGUGUGUGUGUGUGUGUGUGUGUGUGUGUGUGUGUGUGUGUGUGUGUGUGUGUUUGUGUGUGUGUCUUUGUGUGUGUGUUGGCAUCCACUGACAGACUCUUGACUUAUUGUGUGGCAUUGACCUGAACAGACUGUAGUGAUUAUGGACUAGCUGCCAGUGAUUACGUGUUCAUCCUCCACACUCCGCUUUGUCCACUUAAUAAAUGGUGGGGGCUUUUUGAUGUGUGAUGCUGCUGCCUUUAUCUCUGCACAAGAAAGCUUCUACCCCCCCCCACCCCCCAGCUGAUUGUUUUUGUUGUUCUAUCCACAUCAGAUCUUUGUUUCUGCUGUAUGAAUCAUUUCAUAUGAAAGUAGUUUUUUACUGCUAAUCAAUAUUCUAGGGGUGCGUCAUACACAUGGACCCUAACUAGCUUUUUAUACAGGCAGAUCUUUGAUGAUUAAUAUAAUAUAAGACAUGAAUAGUGUUUUGCCUAUAUAAAACAGUCCACAUAAAUGUGAGUGUAAAUGAAUAAGGAAUUCUAAAUCCAUGUGGGAAUUAAUUUCAACAUUAGACUGAAGUUCUAGAAAUCACUUUUAGCUUGCAAAAUAAUUUGUCCAUGCCAAAUGCAUUCCUGAGUUAAAUCUACUAAUCCACUGGUUGGAUAUAAUUCACAUGUGAUGGUUUCAUUUAUGCGAGUACUUAAUCCAUUCUCUUGAAGUCUUGGAAAAGUAAUACCUUUUGGCAAAAUAGUGGUUCUUUAUAGGGACAGUGCCAAUUAAUUUAUGCAGUAUUAAAUAUGGCCUCAAGAAUACUAUUAAUAUUUAGAUCACAACCUUGAAUUAACCCUCCCACUUAUUCAACAUCAAGAAGUGGAUAGGCUAGGGUAGGCUAGACUUGCAAACUAGGCUAUAUUUGGACAGCAGUGUUUAAAUAAGCAUGCAGACCAAAUCUGGUCUUUCUGUUUGUUUUGGUAAAGAAGACAUUUAACACUAGGUGGCAGCAGUGCAUAUUGUUUGGGUUCUAGGAGCUAGGAGUCCAAAAUUCUCCCAUUAUAAUUGAAAUAUUAAGUACAUGAAAAAGGGGAAAAAAGGCAAACACGAUUCUUUGAACAUCUGUAAUAGAACAAUAUGGGUAGUCUUCUAAUUCCUUGUCAGUGAUUACAGGUUGGUCAAAUUUGUUUCAUGUUAGAAUUGGAUCAAUUUUGUCUAUUGUUUAAUAUAAUUAAAUCAUAGAAAUUAAAUUCUAAAAGGGCAAACACACAACAAAGUAACCAUAAAGGAAAAGUAUUUUCACAGUUUCCUUACUAUUGUUUUCAGACUCAAGAGCAGUCAUCAGCUGGUUCAUCAGAUGUGUUGUAUUGCACAUUGGGGGUGUUACAGAAUUGGAAGCAAUUGGUUCUUGUGCUUUGAAGACUAGUUACAUUUGUUCUGAGUGAGACAUGAUAUCCAGCUGUAAAUGUUUGUAACUUUAUGUGGAUUAGUGUCUCUCCUAAAAAAGUGCCUAUUUGUCCCUAAUGGUUCUGUUGUUGCUCUAACAGUAAGGCUGCUUACCGGCAAAACUGCCCCGGUUUCUAAUGUUGCAAUUUGUGACUGUUAAUUAAGGAGUCAUUGUAAUAUGUUCAUGGUUAUGUUUUCAAAUGCAUUUGGAGUACAGAUUUCAGAUAUAUUUUGAGUACAGAUUUCAGUGUAUUUCAGUUCAGUCUUAUGGGCAAGUACAUCAUCUCAUACGUGCUGCUGUUUUUACAGUGAGGUGUGAUAAUUGGGGCUCUCACCAUUUUUUCUCGGCACGUUUGUUUCAGUCCCUGGGCUCUCACAUUCAUUGCUUUUGCUCCACUGGGCUUUAGGUGUGGAAAAAAGAAACAAAAGACACCUUGUUGUUGCUUGGAUCAAAGCAAACAAUCUGAUAUUGAUUUAAUAAAGCUUUCUAUGUA